CAACCUUUUCCUUGUUCCUGAACCUUGUUGUUACCGUGCUGAUAAGGGUAGUCUUGCAGUACGUAUGCCUAUAUCCCGUGCAAGCAGUUGUAACGCACUGAGCGUUUCAAGAACACUCGUUCAUCUCCAAAGUCGCGAUUACUAUAAUCGCGUCUUUGCCAUGGAAGACGUCCUCCUUGGAGGGCUCACGCCCCGGGGUCGAGACGUAGCUGAAGAGGAACACCUCAAGGAAUUGGAGCUGCAUUUUCAGCGAACGCCUUUCGGGAGCCCCGUUGUUGGCUCCACAGGAGGCUCCUCUGUGCGGUCAGUCGACAGUGAAACUGUGACCGGGCAGUGCGAGAACGAACUUCCAACAGCGGAAGAGCAAAAGGUGGAGAAGAAGAGUGUAGAAGAACCACAGCGCUCUACGGCAACGGUCUUGCUGACGUCACCCUGUCUGCGGCCACCUCCACCUGUGCAACGAUGUGGAGGGGAAAGCCCAUCGUCUUACGCGUCUCUGUUCAACCUUGCUUCACCUGCGAGUACCUGCCCUUCGCCCGCGAGUACCAGGAGCACCUCGAAUCCGGGGAUAGUCCCGCAGUUACAAAACAUCGUUGCGACCGCCAACCUAUGCUGCCGGUUGGACUUGAAGAAGAUUGCUCUGCAAGCCAGGAAUGCCGAGUACAACCCAAGACGCUUUGCGGCUGCUAUCAUGCGUAUCCGCGAGCCCAGAACCACUGCACUGUUUUUCGGAUCUGGGAAGAUAGUGUGUACAGGAGCAAAGAGUGAAGCAAACUCCCGAAUCGCUGCUAGAAAAUUUGCGAGAAUUGCGCAAAAACUCGGCUUCGACGCAAGCUUUUCAGACUUCAAAGUCCAGAAUAUAGUCGCGAGCUGUGAUGUCGGAUUUGGCAUACGAUUGGAAAGCUUGGCAUUGAACCAUGCUCAGUUUUGCAGAUAUGAACCUGAACUGUUCCCCGGGCUCGUUUACAGCAUGGUUCAACCACGAACUAUAUUGUUGAUCUUCGUAUCUGGUAAAGUGGUGCUUACAGGUGCAAAGAUCCGACAAGAUCUGUACAGAGCAUUCGACAAUAUUUAUCCCAUUCUAGUGAACUAUCGGAAGCACUAAUGAUUUCUAUUUUGGUUCCAAAUUUUGCCUGUUGUACUUCAAGUGUUGAUUUUUUCUUUUUUUGCCGAUGGGCGCAAAAAAUAAAAGUAAUUUAUAUAAGGCUGU
This is a messenger RNA of Ornithodoros turicata, 1210 nucleotides long. RefSeq lists its product as uncharacterized. The transcript has 7 exons. Gene Ontology annotation, biological process: DNA-templated transcription initiation. The coding region runs from base 65 to 1105 and encodes 346 amino acids. Gene Ontology annotation, molecular function: DNA binding; RNA polymerase II general transcription initiation factor activity. The record is from RefSeq and is a predicted model, not a curated record. Lineage: Eukaryota; Metazoa; Arthropoda; Arachnida; Ixodida; Argasidae.